UGUCCGUUGGGGCACUGGACAGUAACCUCUGUCUGUCCCUGCAUUCUGCAGGAUACUUUAGUAUUUUAGUACGUUAGAUCUCUAUGUGACAGUGUAGUUGUCAGUCGUCUGAUUUAAGAAAAAAUGCUUCUUGAGCUUUAAUUUAUUCCGACUUUACAUCUUUGGCUGACAAUUUCGAAACCGAACUAUUUUUAAUCUUUAUGUAUUUCGAUCGUCGCGUUCAAUUUUUUCGUGUUUUUUUUAUAUAAAACAAAGUGUGAGAGGCAGAGGUGGAAGACAAACGAUUUCGUUUAUUAUAACAAGAAAAAAUAUAUAAGAGGUUGUUAAUUAAAAUAUAAAUACAAGGAUGGAACCGAGCGACGAUUUAGACAGCCCAAUGAAAAUUAAAUAUUCUUCAAUGAACUACUGUGACUCUCCAAAAACAUCGCUUCUGUUUGCUGCACAGAGCAGAUCUUUUGACAAUAAAUCAAAAAGACAGCUCAAGAAAGUUGUUAACCCCUUUGUUCCUAGAGUUCAAAGCUUAGAAAAAGAUACUUGUUCUCCAACACUUUUUGUAAUUAGUCAGAGUCCAAAGAAUGAAGAAUUCAGUUGGAACAUUGACGACAUAUCUAAAAUUCAACCUGCUGUCAUCGAAUCGCCUCAAUAUAUUACUUUGGAAUAUGACGAAAAGACUGAAACAAAAGCUCAAGAAGUAAUUGAGAAAUAUUUUUCGGAGACACACAGUAUUGUAUCACCUAUUAAUUCAGGAAUUGGACAUUUUGAUUCCUCUGCCCAAUCGACUCCCUGUGAUAUAAACAAAUACAAGGCAAGGAGCAGUUCUCCUGCUGUCUCUUCAACCCCUUGUGCUAAAUUUUCAGAAAGGAGAAGAAUAAUUAAAGUAGACGCUGCUGAACAGACUGAUCUAUCUUUACCUCCUGUUCUUCCACCUGAUAUCGAAGCUAUUCUGAAACCUUAUUUUCGAACUAAUAAUUGUGAUAAUGUAGAAAAUGAAGAAAAUAUGAAUAACUCAACUUUGAGAAGAAAACUAUUUGUUGACAAGGACAAUGAGACUUUAAGUCCUGUUAAAGCUUCUUUAGCUGAGAGCCCUCCACUUGAAUACUCUGUGAAAUCAUCAAGAAUAGUAAGUAUUUAUAAUUGGAGCAACUGUAAUGACAAAACAGACGUGAUAAUCGAAUUAUCAAGCCCUGACUUGUCCCCAAUCAAUUCAAAAUCAAAUAAUGAAUCGUUUGCCAGUGUAAAUACAUCUUUACGCUUUGAUAAUAAACUGUCAGGUAAUCAUUUAACACACAAUGACAAAAACGAACUAAUAUGUGAACUUCUGGCAGAACCAUUAGGGAGCAAUCAUUGUGGGAUUUUUAAUUCUACGACUAAAACAAUGCAAAAAAGCAUGUGCAAUGAUCCCCAAGAUACAGGGUAUAGUACAAUGGACGAUUUGAUUUUCCACUGAAAUAAUUUUGACAUAAAAAAUAAACUACAUUUAAUACUGCUGUCUGUAAA
This is a messenger RNA of Cimex lectularius (bed bug), 1497 nucleotides long. RefSeq names its product protein aurora borealis (gene bora). Gene Ontology annotation, cellular component: cytoplasm; nucleus. The record is from RefSeq and is a predicted model, not a curated record. Gene Ontology annotation, biological process: activation of protein kinase activity; regulation of mitotic spindle organization; regulation of mitotic nuclear division. NCBI's taxonomy places the organism in Eukaryota, Metazoa, Arthropoda, Insecta, Hemiptera, Cimicidae. Bases 347 to 1447 code for a protein of 366 amino acids. The transcript has 9 exons. Gene Ontology annotation, molecular function: protein kinase binding.